AUGUCGCACCACCUGUUUCUGCUGUCGCCAUCAGAUACCCCGCUGUACAGCCUCACGCACCAGUCGACGAAACCGGUGGCAAGCGCGACAUCACCCCUGGCCGCGAAUCUGCCGACAUGGUCGACCUCCGCGUUCGCAGGCACGCUGACGGCGCUGUCUGGGGCGUCAAGUGCGACGCAGCACACGACUGGGGGUGCGGUUCGGGUAGGGGGCGGACAGGACCGGCAUGUGAUCCAGAUGAUUGCGAAUGCGGGGUUGGAUGUGAUUGAAGAUGUGAUGCGCAAGGACAAUAUGAUGUACCUGAAGUCUGUAGACAAGUUCAAUGAGUGGACGGUGUCUGCGUUUGUGACGCCGAGCAACAUGAAAUUUGUGCUGCUGCACGAGGGCAAGAACGACGAGGGCAUCCGGGCGUUCUUCAUGGAGGUGUGGGAGCUAGCCUCCCUCCUCGCUGGUCUUCGCACAGGCGGUGUUCGCUCUGCUUCAGGAACCGCCGUUCCCCACACAGCAGCUCCAGCUGGCUCUUUCAAUGUCCCCCGUUUCGCCUCUCAGCAGCACCCCACAAACAUCUUCCCAGAGGAGGAGGAGGACGACUAUGUCCAGGAGUUGCCCCAGCCCGGCGUUUUUGCACCCAGGAACGUCCCUAUGACCGCUGCCGUAGAUGGCCCCAACAACCGUUUCGCCCAUCAUCAGGCAGCAAGGGGCAUGAAUCCAAACAGCAUGCCUUUCAGCCCCGGAUUCAACCCCAACAUGGUCCCCCAGCAGCUCCAGAUGCAGAUGAUCCAACUUGAGAUGAUGCGCAUCCAGGCAAGUUGA
Psilocybe cubensis is the source of this 813-nucleotide messenger RNA. RefSeq lists its product as uncharacterized. Gene Ontology annotation, cellular component: TRAPP complex; cytoplasm; nucleus. The coding region runs from base 1 to 813 and encodes 270 amino acids. Lineage: Eukaryota; Fungi; Basidiomycota; Agaricomycetes; Agaricales; Agrocybaceae. The record is from RefSeq and is a predicted model, not a curated record. Gene Ontology annotation, biological process: endoplasmic reticulum to Golgi vesicle-mediated transport. The transcript is spliced from 4 exons.